Chondrus crispus (carragheen) is the source of this 1179-nucleotide messenger RNA. RefSeq lists its product as hypothetical. Lineage: Eukaryota; Rhodophyta; Florideophyceae; Gigartinales; Gigartinaceae. Bases 1 to 1179 code for a protein of 392 amino acids. The record is from RefSeq and is a predicted model, not a curated record. The transcript has a single exon.
AUGCUGGUCAUAGUGUUGCGGGCGGCAAAGGGGUUUCCGGGAAGCACAAUGAUAAGCUCUGAUUCGUUUCCUCUGGAUCCCUCUUCAACGAAUGGUAAGGCAAGCACACGAACAGAUGUAAUUUUUAUGAAUGAGCGGGAAGUGCGCGACUUGAUUGGGGUUUUAAAUAGGGCGGGUAUGACGGAUGCAGGGAAGGAGCUUGAAUCCAGGCUACAGUUUGAGUGCGCUGUGGCUCGGCUUGAUAGUGCUAAGGAAAACAAGGAGUUGAUGCAGUGGUGCUCCUACUCUGCAGAAGAGGAACAGGCGAUUGUAUCCUGCGCGAGCUCUGUUGUGAUUAGGAUAUCGCAGGUGGUCAAGUCUCUCGCGCAGAUGGCAGGGGCUUUGAAAAGAAGUAUGGAUUUCAAUGAGCUGGUGCAGAAGGUGAGCAUCGAUAAAAAGGAUUAUGCUUACCCAUUUUUGCUUUCGAUGCUUCUACGGGACAGUGCAAUGUGUGUUUACAAGGAUAUAUCACUUGGGGACUGCUGCGACUCAAUAACAAGUCGGGUUUCUGAUAAUGGAGAUCUGAUCAGUCUGAGGACGGGUAUGAAGCGAGGAAGCAAGAUGUGGAAGAACCGGAUUGUGCCGAUUGAAGAUGGGGAAGUAGAGGGGCCCAUGCGCAAAAAGCGGCUUAUACGAGAGAAGGAAGGAACAAGCAAGGGGAAGUCUGGAAGUAGUUUUGAAAACGGUGGUGGGAAUGUUGUAAAAGGGAAGGAAGCAAACGAAGACAACAGCGGGGACAAGACUAUGACUAUUGAGAAAGGGAACGAUGCCGGGCCCGCGACCGAGCGCGGAAGCGAGACACGUACGGUGGAAGUGGAGAGAGUGGCUGGCGGGGCAAAGGCGCAACAGGAGAAGGGAGGGGAUCUAGAAGACGAAGGUGGACGGAAAGGAAAGGAUACGACAGACAGUAGAGUUGCUCCAGUUGUGGCACAGACGGUGGCAGAAGAAUGCAAUGGACAUGCGGGGCAUGCAGGAUCAAAGGGGGAUGAGCGCAGCAAGGCUUCAAGGCACGGCGACGAGAAAGGGGCCGGAUAUAAUGGAGCAGGCGAGGAGAGAGGGAAGGAAGAGAAUAGUGAUUCGGGAAGCGACUCAAGCAGCGAAUACAGCAGCGAUUCCGAACCUGACAGGAACUCGAGUUAG